Molecule: messenger RNA, 693 nt
Organism: Babesia bovis T2Bo
Lineage: Eukaryota; Apicomplexa; Aconoidasida; Piroplasmida; Babesiidae
Exons: 2
Coding region: 20-670 (216 amino acids)
Source: RefSeq, a predicted model, not a curated record
GUUUUUGUUCAUAAUCGCAAUGUGUGACGCAUCUAUUGGCACUGGUGUGAAUUUUGUAUCACUAGCUGAUGUGAAACCUGGUACGCGGCGUGUUGCCUUGAAGGGUGUGAUUGUAGAAUUACUAGACGAUCCUCCGCAGAGUGCGACUCACAUUCGUGAUCAUAAGUACUUCUAUCGUUUUUCGGACUCUACAGCCUCGGUUGAAUUGGCCGUUCCUCACGGUAUUUUACAGGAUUUGGUGAGCAAGAACUUUAAUCGGAUUGACAUCAUCUCUGGUCACAACGUUGACUUUAUAGACCAGGUUCUCCUUCCUGAUGCUAUUCCCAAUCGCGUUCGCGGGCUCGACGGUUCCGGGUUUACAACUAAGGAAUCCGAGGGUGUUACGAUGAAUUUUGUUCGCGGCGAGCCGCGCAAUAUAGGUUCAGAGUUUGCUGAGGACUCUGAUUGGAACGGUUGGAGUGAGGAUGAGAAGGAGGAUUCUUUAAAGUGGUUAUUACAACCUGGUGAUGUUAUUGCUAUACAUGCUUCCACUGCUUGGUCACAUGGUCACUUGGUUAUUAUACCAACUACUAGCAUUCACGAAUCAAUAAUGAAGGUCGGCAGGCUAUUUACCAAGUUUAAAUUAGAGCCCAACCUCAGCAAGUUGUACACUUCCACGAGGGAGCAGUAACAUUACACUGAACAUUGCCUAUG